AUGGCUGCUGAGAACGAAGCAGGUCAGAACGCAGUGGCCCAGCCCGCCGCGGCCGAAUCGGCCAAUCCUCAGCGGGAGCAAGACAUCAAUCCCUGGUCCGUCGAGGGCGCACAGGGCGAGAAUGGCGAAAUCAUUCCCAUUGACUACGAUGCCAUUUGCCGGAAAUGGAAUACCCAAACUGUCGACCAGAAGCUCCUCGAGCGCUUCGAGCAGGUGACGGGACACAAGCCUCAUCGCUGGCUCCGGCGCGGCCUAUUCUUCAGCCACCGCGACUUCGACAAGAUCCUAGAUAAAUACGAGCAAGGCAAGCCCUUCUUUCUCUACACCGGUAGAGGUCCGAGUACGGGAAGCUUGCAUCUAGGCCAUACCAUACCGUUGCAGUUCACAAAGUGGCUGCAAGAUGUCUUUGACGUCCCGCUGGUUUUCAUGCUUACGGACGACGAGAAGGCGCUUUUCAAGGAUAGCGCUACCUUCGAAGAGACGCUGGAAUAUGCUAUGGAAAAUGCGCGAGAUAUCAUCGCCCUGGGCUUCGACGUUAAGAAGACGUUCGUCUAUAGCGAUCUGAAGUACCUUGGGAACCACUUCCUGAUGAAUGCCUGGGAGUUCUCAAAAUUGGUGACCUUCAACCAGGUUCGUGGCGCAUUCGGAUUCAACGAAAGCUCCAACAUCGGGCGCAUCUUCUUCCCGUCUGUCCAGUGCGUGGCCGCGUUUGCGACUUCAUACCCGGAGCUCUGGACAGAUGAGCCGCUCACUGCUCGGACCAAAGAGAUCGCAAGCAUUCCUUGCUUGAUCCCCAUGGGGAUUGACCAAGACCCUUACUUUCGCCUUCUCCGGGACAAUGCCCACAGGAUGCGCUAUCCAUCGCCAAAGCCGGCCUUGAUCCACUCGAAAUUCCUUACUGCCCUACAGGGAGCCGGCGGCAAGAUGUCAUCGUCGAACCCGAACUCGGCCAUCUUCAUGUCUGAUACGCCAAAGCAGAUCAAGAACAAAAUCAACAAGCAUGCGUUUAGCGGCGGCGGGGCUACGCUCGAGGAACACCGUAGUCGCGGAGGAAACCCCGACGUUGACGUCGCGUACACCUACCUGACGUAUUUCGAGGACGACGACGCAAAGCUCGCAGAGGUCUAUAAGAACUACAAGAGCGGCGAGCUUAUGACAGGGGAGCUCAAAAAGAUGGCCAUUGAGCUCCUGCAAGAGUACGUGCUGCAGUUCCAGGAGCAGCGGAAGCUCGUCACGGACGAGGUUCUGGACCAGUACAUGAAGCCGCGGAAGCUGCAGUGGGCAGGAAACAAAAACCCAAAGCCCAAGGCCGCGGCGGAGAGCAAGGAGUGUAGUGUGCAGCUCGGAUGA
Messenger RNA from Phialemonium atrogriseum, 1350 nucleotides. RefSeq names its product tryptophanyl-tRNA synthetase. The transcript is spliced from 4 exons. Gene Ontology annotation, biological process: tryptophanyl-tRNA aminoacylation. Gene Ontology annotation, molecular function: ATP binding; tryptophan-tRNA ligase activity. Lineage: Eukaryota; Fungi; Ascomycota; Sordariomycetes; Cephalothecales; Cephalothecaceae. The record is from RefSeq and is a predicted model, not a curated record. Gene Ontology annotation, cellular component: cytoplasm. Bases 1 to 1350 code for a protein of 449 amino acids.